Neurospora tetraspora is the source of this 2505-nucleotide messenger RNA. RefSeq lists its product as uncharacterized. The transcript has 4 exons. Bases 93 to 2450 code for a protein of 785 amino acids. NCBI's taxonomy places the organism in Eukaryota, Fungi, Ascomycota, Sordariomycetes, Sordariales, Sordariaceae. The record is from RefSeq and is a predicted model, not a curated record.
CCGCUUGUCCCGCAUCACGCCAGUCACCCAAUUCCCGUCAUUCAAAACAGUCAACGCCCAACUCCGGCACCCCAUCCCGGUCAGACACCGACAUGCCUACGGACUCCUCCGAUAUGAAUCGGCGGCCCUCAACCAAGAGGUGGUCGACAACUGAGAGUCUGCGCCGCGGCAGAGGCCCUCCGACAUGCCGCGUACCUCAGUGCAGAGACACAGCAGUACCCAUUGCAGGAGCCUUUGAUGACCAGAUACUUCUCUCACUCUACUGUAAACGACACACAUGCCGAUGGGAGCAUCCACCCUACGACAGGAGCUGUUGCCCCGACCCUGUAACGACAGGGCAAGACUUAUGUGACCACCACGAAAAACUUCUAUCAUGCGCGUGCACAACGGAACCCUGUCUGCAAAAAAGAGAUUACGAAGAAGUUGCUGACAGUGUUGACCCAACGGCCCCUUGGUUUUGUUCUACUCAUCGCUGUGGCCAUGAUAGGUGUGAUAAAGAAGGUACCGGUAGUGACCAACAUAAUCGGCGAUGCGACAAGCACAAGCGAUGCGAUGUGCCAGACUGCAAGUCACCACCAGACGUUCAAAACGACAGCUUCUACUGCAAGCAACAUACUUGCAGAAGCGCCCACUGUCCCAACAUCGCCAAGAAAAACAACCUCUGCACGGAGCAUCAGCGAUGUGCUCGCGAAGGGUGUCACAAACCUCGAUAUUGGCCCGACACUGGACUCGAUGAUCUGGAUGCACCACCAUUGUGUGAAACACACUUCAAGCAGAAAGCUCGAUGUGCGAACCCAGAUUGUAGACGACAAAAGGAAAAUGGAAAGGGCCGGUACUGUUCCGAGCAUGAGUGUAAGGCUGGACAGUGUCCAGAGGAGAGAGGCAGCUCUGGAAGCCCUUACUGCCACAAGCAUCGCUGCAGGAAGGACGGCUGUCCUAAUCCUCUCGUCAACGGCUCAGGUACCGGCACCGGCCCUUUCUGCCCGAAACAUACCUGCAAGGCCCCAUCAUGUCAACGAAGCACCGCAACGGCCAGCUCUUCCCACUGCGAGAUUCACACUUGCAGCAAGCCAGACUGCACCAAUGCCGUCGACACCAUCGUCAAUUCGACGACCUCCGCAAAGUCCUCCCCUCCCCUCUGCAAGCUACACAAAUGCAAGAUUGCCUCCUGUCCCGAAGAAGCGACGCCCAUCUCCGAGACCACAGCAGGCUACUGCCUCGCCAAGCACGGGUGUGUCGAGACCGACUGCCUGAAAGGCCGAAUCUACGACGAUCAAGGAACACCGUUCGAGCGAUGCGCCGAUCAUGAACGGCAACGGUGGAAAGAUGCGGGUAGGAGAGACGCUGAAGAGGCCAGAGAGGAAGAGGACGCGCUACGAAAGAAGGGGCAGCUCAAGAAAGACAAGGAACAGCAAGAGGAGAGAGAAUCAUUUCUGCAGGAGAAAGAGACGUUGAUGAAGGAAAAUGAGGCGUUGCAGAAAGAAAAGCAUGACUUGAUGGUUAUGUUACAAAAGGUCAAUCAGUACAAGAAGGAGAUGGAGAGGCUGGAACAAGAGAACGAAGACCUAUUUGCAGAGAAGGAGGAGCUACGAGACGCCCACGAAGCGCAUCAAAAGAGGUUGCGAAAAGGACGAAGACCCUCAAUGGCGGCUCCCAGCCCCGGAUUCUACCCCAACGGCAUUCCGGCUACAGCUCCCGGACCAGGAGGAUAUCCUCCGUUCGGGCCACCGGACGGUCAUCCAUUUCCAGGGCCAGGCCCCAUGCCAAUACCUGGGAUGAACGGCAGCAAACUAGGGAGGGAAUCUCCCAUUAGCCGCAGCUUCCGUGGCAGUGCUUGGGACACAUCCCGGGACUCUCUUCUUUCACAUCAGCACGAUGAUCACGAGUAUCCCUACUACUCCGAAGAAGACAGAGGCGGAACACCAACAGACAUCUCGUUCGACCACAGCAGCGAGCAUGAUCCCUCCCAACCUCAACGGGGUCGCAUCCGUGACGUUCCCUUGGACUGGCGGGAGCCGCCUACACCCGGGCGCGAGCCGCGUGGUAGAGAGGCUAGAGAGCUGAGGGAUAAAUCGAGAGGUAGGGUCAGAGGCGAUACCACUGAGACUAUCAAAGAAGCUGGAGCAGUCGCAAGAAGUCCGAGGGAUAAGAGUAAGCCGAGGCGGACGAAGAGCAAACAUCGAGGGACAACUGGGGGGUACGGGGCUUAUGAUGCUAUGAGGAGACGGAGCGGUGCGGGUCUGAGCCAGUGGCAAGGAGAUGCUACGCAGGCGCCACCGCUGUCGUCAAGGAGGUCAAAGACCUUCGGGACUGGGAAGCCGAGGCCUGUGAGUAUGGCGGGGAGUGUUCCGGAUGCAUAUGGUGGAGGAGGGUAUGGACAUCCGGCGGCUGGGCAUACGGGGUAUUGGGGGCAGCGGGGACAUGGGGAGUACUGUGAUAGUGAGGAAUGAAUCAGGAGCUGAGAACAACGGUAGAUUGGAUAGAAUGAAUGUCCUGUUCUCUCAG